Dipodomys ordii (Ord's kangaroo rat) is the source of this 883-nucleotide messenger RNA. RefSeq names its product mannose-binding protein A-like. Gene Ontology annotation, biological process: positive regulation of phagocytosis; surfactant homeostasis. NCBI's taxonomy places the organism in Eukaryota, Metazoa, Chordata, Mammalia, Rodentia, Heteromyidae. Bases 95 to 799 code for a protein of 234 amino acids. The record is from RefSeq and is a predicted model, not a curated record. Gene Ontology annotation, cellular component: rough endoplasmic reticulum; multivesicular body. The transcript is spliced from 5 exons.
CUUGAUGUUGGAGACAUCUUCCAGACACCUAGGCUGAAGAGCCAGCUUCUCCAUCACUACUUUUGUGCUACACAGACACCUUCGGUCAAGGACCAUGUUCCUCCUGAUUUCACUUCUCCUGUGUGCACUGAAGGUAUCCUCCUUAGAGCUGACCACCUGUGAGGAUGCCCAGAAGGUCUCUGUGCUCACCUGUGGCAGCCCAGGCCGAGAUGGUCGAGAUGGAGCUAAAGGAGACAAAGGAGAUCCAGGUGAGGGGCUCCGGGGCUUACAGGGCCCGCCAGGAAAAUUAGGGCCUCCUGGACCUUCAGGAGCAAGAGGCCCAAAAGGAGACCCUGGAGACAGCUUUGUUGCCCAAACUAAGCUGGAUGCUUUAGAGAAGGAAAUACACAAGCUAAAGUCAGAACUGGACCGUGUUAAAAAAUUGCAAGCCUUCUCUCUGGGCAAAAUGCCUGAGAAGAAAUUCUACGUGACCAAUGGUAAGAAGGUGCCUUUCACCAAAGCCAAGUUUCUGUGCACAGAGCUGGGGGCCACUGUGGCUGUCCCCAAGAAUGCUGAGGAGAACAGGGCCAUUCAAAGUGUGGCCAAAGACGCUACCUUCCUGGGCAUCACAGAUGAGGAGGUGGAAGGCACAUUCACCUAUGUGACAGGUGGCGGGAGGCUUGUCUACAGCAACUGGAAAGAGAACGAGCCAAAUGACUACGGCUCAGGGGAAGACUGUGUGUGCAUGAGAGUGGACGGGCUCUGGAAUGACAUCUCCUGCACAACCUCCUUGAACUUUGUCUGUGAAUUCCCAGCCUGAGGAGACAGCUUAUUGCUGCUCUUCUCCCUGGGUCUAUACUAAGCGAUCUGCUGCCACUUGUAAAGAGAAUCCACUGCUGGUUUU